Momordica charantia (bitter melon) is the source of this 2049-nucleotide messenger RNA. It is a transcript of the gene PAP85, whose product is annotated as cupin family protein. The record is from RefSeq and is a predicted model, not a curated record. NCBI's taxonomy places the organism in Eukaryota, Viridiplantae, Streptophyta, Magnoliopsida, Cucurbitales, Cucurbitaceae.
GCCUAGUUGCCCAGAAAACACAAGAAUACUAAAUUUUAGGUGGCCACUAGAGUUUGAAUCCAUUCCCUCUAAAUUGAAAUACUCCAAAAGAUAACCACGAUUCAUCUCAUCCAUCUUCUAGCUACUGAUUAUCACUCACUCUUGACAUGAUAGGCGCCACAAUCAAACAUUUUAAGGCCAUUUCUUAUUGUUUUGGUUUGAUUAUCAUAGCCCUUAAAGCAUUCGCAUGCAGCCCAACACGUAGUACUUGCUCCCAAGAGGCCAAAACAGCUAUAUUUCGUAUGGUUUUUUGUAGCCAGUGUUGCUUCUUUUCACUACAUCUCAUAUCCGCCAGCCACCUCCAUCUCUGCCAUCUUGGACACUCGGCAAUCAGCAUGUGAAACUCACCCCCCACUCCAUUCACAGACAACUUCUUGUUGGGUGCUAUAAAUUACCCAAUAUGGGGUGGCUGUGAAGGGCAUCGGCUCUGAAUUCUGAAACAUGGCGUCGAGAGCUAAGCUUUGUUUGUGUGCAUUGGGGUUCACUCUGUUUCUUGCUUGUGUGUCUGUUGGUUUGAGUGCUGAGAGCCGCGGAAAUCAAGUGGAAAUCCCCCGAGAGGAGCAAGAACAGGGCAGGCACAAUCCCUACUACUUCCAUGAGCAUAGUUUCCAAUCAAGGUUCAGGUCUGAGGAUGGCCAUUGGAGGGUGCUGGAGAGGUUCUCACAGAGGUCUGACGUUCUAAGAGGAAUUGAAAACAACCGAUUUGCCAUACUUGAGGCCCGCCCUCAGACCUUCAUCAUCCCCCACCACUUGGACGCUGAAACAGUUCUCUUGGUUGUAAGAGGAAGGGCGGCCAUAACUACGGUUGUUCAAGAAAGGAAGGAAACAAAAAGAGAGUCUUAUAACGCUGAACGUGGAGAUGUCAUGGUGAUCCCGGCAGGGGCCACGAUUUACUUGGUCAACCAUGAGAAUGAAGAUCUACAGAUCGUGAAAUUGAUUCAGCCCAUUAACAAUCCCGGCGAGUUUAAGGAUUACCUAUCUGCUGGAGGUGAAGAUCAGUCAUAUUACACCGUUUUCAGCAAUGAUGUUCUUGAAGCUGCUUUAGACAUCCCACGUGAUAGGCUAGAGAGGGUUUUCAAGCAGCACAGUGAGAGGCGAGGAAAAAUCAUAAAGGGUUCACAAGAACAGCUGAAAGCGUUGAGCCAACGCGCCACUUCUGUCAGAAAAGGUGGCCGAGGAACCCGAGCUCUAAUCAAGCUCGAAAACCAAACCCCUGUUUACAGCAACCAAUACGGGCAGAUGUUCGAGGCUUGCCCCGAUGAAUUCCCGCAACUCCAGAGAACCAAUGUGGCCGCUGCGAUUGUUGACAUCAAACAAGGCGGAAUGAUGGUGCCCCACUUCAACUCGAGAGCAACGUGGGCGGUAUUCGUUGCAGAAGGAGCCGGCUCCUUCGAGAUGGCGUGCCCUCAUCUUCAGGGCGAGGAAUCAGAAGGAAGAAGCAGUCGAUUUGAAAGAGUCGCCGGUCAUCUAUCACCGGGCGGCUUACUCGUCGUCCCGGCAGGUCAUCCAAUCGCCGUCAUGGCUUCCCCGAAGGAGAAUCUCCGCUUGGUUGGCUUCGGAAUCAACGCCCAAAACAACCUAAGAAACUUCCUAGCCGGGAAAGAGAACAUAAUGAACGAAGUAGACCAAGAAGCGAAGGAACUCACAUUCAACAUAAAAGGAAAGGAAGCGGAUGAGAUUUUCAAAAGCCAGAGAGAAUCGUUCUUCACGAAAGGGCCGGUAGGGGAACGCCGGAGAUCGACGGAGAGACGCCCGUUGCUGUCGAUUCUGGAAUCGGCCGGUUACCUGUGAAAUUAGCCAUCAAGAAAUAGAAGAUGCAGAGAAAUGAAUAUGAACAUAAAUAAAUAAAAAUAAUGGAAUGGUAUUUUGAAGUUGGGGGACUUUUUGGUCUUUUGAGAGGGAGUAAGGGUAUUAAGAAGAAGGGGAAGCUUUUUGUACCAGUAAGAGGGCAUUAUGCUUGUGGAAAAAUAAAUAAAUAAAUGAUAAUCUGUUUUGCUGUGUUUGCUAAGA